UAGUGAAUGCAGGGUCCGGGGAGACCGGAUAUAGUGAAUGCAGGGUCCGGGGAGAGCGGAUAUAGUGAAUGCAAGGUCCGGGGAGAGCGGAUAUAGUGAAUGCGGGGUGCGGGGAGAGCGGAUAUAGUGAGUGUGGGGAGAGCGGACACAGGGAAUGCGGGGUGCGGGGUAAGAGCGGAUAUAGUGAGUGCGGGGAGAGCGGACAUAGUGAAUGCGGGGUGCGGGGAGUGCGGAUAUAGUGAGUGCGGGGAGAGCGGACACAGGGAAUGCGGGGUCCUGGGAGACCAGACAGUG
Molecule: messenger RNA, 294 nt
Organism: Staurois parvus
Lineage: Eukaryota; Metazoa; Chordata; Amphibia; Anura; Ranidae
Source: the annotation of a GenBank genome assembly